AUGGGGUAAUCAAUAUUUUCAAAUGUUCAGCCGUCGAUGUUUCAACCCUUAGGAAGCAAUUAAAAUUCUAAUCUACCUGCUGGAGCAGAACUUUGUGCGAUUCAUAGUUUCCCUUUGACUUAGCUCUGCAAGGAUUGUGAAGAGGCAUUUAUAUGUGAAGUUUGUGGAGUUGAUGGCGAACAUAAAUAUCAUUAGGUAGUGAACUUGAGGCCAGUUAUUAUUGAUAUGAUGAAGAGAUUCGACGAUAAUUUCAAAAUAUUUGAGGAGUAGUUUAUUAAAGUCAAGGAGGCCAGAGUCUCAGAAUACAAGAUUAAGAUUUUCCAAGAUACUGAUGAAUUCUUCCAAAAAAUAAGAAUGAUUAUAGAUUACCAUCAUUAAGCGAAACGACAAGAAGUGGAUGAUAUAUUUAAGAAAUUAAAGAUUGAAGAUUUAUCAGAUCUCUAAAAGUAUGCAGAUUUGUAUGGAAACGUAUCAAAAGCUAUGCAAGACAUGCAAAACUAAUAUAAAGAUCUAGCAUUCUCGAGGAUAUAUCUAAAUAGAGAAUCAAUCAAGAAGAUAGACAAAGCUAUUGUAGACAUCUCCGUUCAUUUAAAAUAAUCUCACUAAACAUAUGAAAAUAAGUGGAGAUAACUUUUCAAAAUACAAAGGAAUGACCUUGUUAUCGAGAAUAUAAUAAAGUCAUUUAUUGAUUAAAAUUUUAAAACAUUGGGUGCUCUAGCUAAUCCACAAAGACAACUAGAUGCUGAAACAUAAAGAAAAUGUGAAGGCGUCAAGUUUGAUAUUGAAGUUAUUGAACUAAUCAAUGUUAAUAAUGACUAUAUGAAGCCUGAAGAAUAGAAAAUUAUUUUGAAUAGUUUAAAGGGAAUGUACGAGGGGACAAAAAGUUUGAUCCUAAAUUAUGGUCAGAUUACUGAUUAUGGUAUAGAAGUUAUUGCUGAAGCUCUUAAAUAUAACUCUUCUGUUCAUAAAAUUGACCUUAAUACCAAUAAGAUAACAGAUUUGGGUUUGAUGAAAUUAUCAGAAGCAUUGCAGAUUAAUAAGACUCUUGAAUCUCUGAGAUUAAGCUUUAAUAGAGUUAAGGACAAGGGAUGUGAGUAUUUAUAUGAGGGACUUAAAGACAAUAGAACUGUGAAUACUCUUUAUAUUGACAAUAAUCUCAUAAGCAAUGAAGGUGCUAGAUAUAUUUCAAAGCUAAUUGCAGUCAAUUAAGGACUAACUCAUCUAUACAUAGAGGGUAAUUCUAUUGAAGAUGAGGGUGCUGAUUUUUUCUCUUAAAGUAUAAGAAGAAAUAAAACAUUAGAGUAUCUUUAUCUUAAUAAUAACAGGAUCAGUAAUCCUGGAGCCUAUAAGAUUGCCAAUGAACUAGCAACCUCUAAUACUUCAAUUAAAGGUGUGAUUCUCUAUAACAAUUUGAUCGGGGAAAGCUAAAAAGAAGAAUUAAAAAAGAUGUGUGGAAAUAGACUAUGUCUCUUUAACCCCUUAAGCUGA
Messenger RNA from Stylonychia lemnae, 1488 nucleotides. The record is from the annotation of a GenBank genome assembly. NCBI's taxonomy places the organism in Eukaryota, Ciliophora, Spirotrichea, Sporadotrichida, Oxytrichidae.